GAAGGGACUAGGGAGUGUCAGUGAGUCAGUGACAGAUUGCUAGCGCCAGCACUACCUCCCCUGAAAAUAUUUUCUUUAAUUUUAAUUAAAAUUAUGGAAUCAGAUUAAAAAAAAUAAAAAGGGGGAAAAAAAGGAGGCAUGGAUGUGCUCACUUUUGGUGUUAUAGUCGCCAUUAUCGUUCUCUUCUUUGCUGCGAUCUGUUUCAUAACCAUUCAAGGCACUUGCAAACGCAGGCCUACUUGAAGGCUUCACCAGUUAGUCGGCUCAGAUAAUUGGGGUAUCUGAAUUUCUCCAAGAAUGGCGGGUUCGUGGAUGCAGAGGGGGUUGGUGUUGAUUUUGGUCACUGUUUUGGGUCUGAAGCUCUGUUUAGGGCACGAAGGGGGUUCUGAGUCUUGUCCUUUCAGCCAAGCUGAAUCUUCUGAUCAUCAUCAUUGCGAGCACGACCACCACUUGCACCAUCAUCAUCAUCAUCAUGAGAAUGAGCACCGGCAUCACCACGGAAAGAGUCUGCUCAAGUCGAAGCUCCCGGAGGAACUGGCGGAAGAAGAAGAUCUCAAAUUGUUGGAGCAUGAGUCGCACCAUGGUCACCGUCACGAUCACGAUCAUGAGCAUGGGAUCUCGGACCUUUCUGGGAUUGAACUCUGGAUUCAUGCGAUGGGCUGUUCACUGUUGGUGAGCAUGGCUUCCCUCAUUUGCCUGAUUAUUUUGCCAGUGAUAUUAUUAAAAGGAAAACCAUCAAAGGCAGUUGUUGAUUCAUUGGCUGUAUUUGGGGCAGGAGCUAUGCUUGGGGAUGCUUUUCUUCACCAGUUGCCACAUGCUUUUGGUGGCGAGCACUCACACUCUCAUGAUCACCAUAUGGACCAUAGUCAUGAUCAUCAUCAUUUUGGACAUACCCCUUCACAUUCACAUUCUUUAAAGGAUCUCUUUGUUGGAUUGUCUGUUCUAUCUGGAAUUGUACUUUUUCUUCUGGUUGAAAAGGUUGUGAGGUAUGUUGAAGACCAUUCGAGAAAAGGAGCAUAUGCAUGGGGCCAUGGUCAUCACCAUCAUCAUCAUCCUAAGAACAGUAACAAGUUGAAGGAUGAUCAAGAUGGUCCCAAGGAUCUGAAUUCAGGGUCUAUCCAUGAAAAGAAUGGAAAUGAAUUGGAGACAUCAUCUGAAGGCAAAGUUAUAGAUCAAGUAUCUGGAGCUUUAAAUGUAGAGAAGGAAAAUCAACAGGAAUCUGUUCUUCGUAAGAGAAUCACAACUUCUGGUGGCAGUGAAGCUAAACCAGAUUCAGAUUUUACAAAUGGAAAAAUAGCAUUGAGUGAAAAAGGAUCUAAUCCUCCAUCUAACUUGGUGUUUGGUUAUUUGAAUCUCUUUUCUGAUGGUGUUCACAAUUUUACUGACGGAAUGGCUCUAGGAAGUGCUUUCUUGCUUUAUGGUUCUGUUGGCGGAUGGUCUAGAACAUUGUUUCUACUUGCACAUGAGCUUCCUCAGGAGGUUGGUGACUUUGGAAUCUUGGUAAGAUCGGGUUUCAGUGCCCCAAAAGCCCUCUUUUUCAACUUCCUUUCAGCACUGGUGGCGCUAGCAGGAACUGCAUUGGCUUUGCUUGUAGGGAAAGAUCCAGGACAAUCUUCUUUGAUUGAGGGAUUUACAGCGGGAGGGUUUAUUUAUAUUGCAGUUGCUGGAGUUCUCCCAGAAAUGAAUAGUGGGAGCUCAACAUGUAAGAGUACAAUGAUCCAGUUAGUCUCGCUAAUUUUGGGCAUGGCUGUUGCCCUUUGUAUCUCUCUGGUGGAGUGAAAAUACAUUCACACCGAUAUCUGCAACCAUGUUUGUGCAGUUAGAAAUGUUGAUGUAAUAUCUGUUUCUCAAAUGUCAGCUUAGCCUCUUUAAAUGUGGAGUUUUUAUCCUCUUCUACA
Molecule: messenger RNA, 1898 nt
Organism: Nelumbo nucifera (sacred lotus)
Lineage: Eukaryota; Viridiplantae; Streptophyta; Magnoliopsida; Proteales; Nelumbonaceae
Gene: IAR1
Product: ZIP metal ion transporter family
Biological process (GO): zinc ion transmembrane transport; intracellular zinc ion homeostasis
Cellular component (GO): membrane
Molecular function (GO): zinc ion transmembrane transporter activity
Source: RefSeq, a predicted model, not a curated record